CUUGCUGUGGAUGUCGUAGAGUCGGCGGCUGACAGUAAACAGGGAUUGUUUGACAAAAGGAGUCUUCUAAGUGGAGUCGUUUCUAUUUAUUUUUCGUAGUUUACUGACAGUUAGGCAAAAUGGCCGAAAAAUUCGAUAACCUGGAGGAGCAUCUGGAGAAAUUUAUCGAGAAUAUUCGACAGUUGGGAAUCAUCGUCAGCGACUUCCAGCCCAGCAGCCAAACAGGACUCAACCAGAAACUAAAUUUCAUGAUAUCUGGGCUACAAGACAUCGAGAAGUGCCGUCAGCAGCUUCACGAAAUCAACGUACCGCUGGAGGUCUUUGAAUACAUUGACCAAGGUCGCAAUCCUCAGCUGUAUACCAAGGAAUGUCUGGAGAGAGCCUUGGCGAGGAACGAGCAGGUCAAAGGGAAGAUCGACACCAUGACGAAAUUCAAAAGCCUUCUAAUCUCCGAGCUCAGCAAAGUCUUCCCAGAGGAGAUGUCCAAGUAUAAGGCCAUACAUGGAGAAGAUGCCCCCUCCUAGUGACUGCUGCACCGUGACCCCCGACCUACCGCCUGUGAGCCUUGAAGUAAAAUCCUGAAUGGAGUUUAACCAAACAGGAUCCUCUUCGGUUGCCAGCAGAAUAUGAUAAUAACCUGUUAUUAUUUUUCCCAAAUAUUGUGAUGCUGUUGCUGACUCGUACCUUGAGGGAGGAGGUUUAAUUUCUGCGCAGUACCCUGACUCAGCCAAGUCCUCUCCUUUAUCAACAUUCAAACUUAAUUUUAAGAAGUACUAUUACAGCAGCAGGGGAGAAGCAGAGGAGAGAAGAAACAAAUAAUUUUAUGUUGCCGGGAGAUAUAUUUGUUUUUAAUGUCCCUGCUGAUGCAUGGACACAGAGAAAGCAGCGGAAGUGACUCCUAUUACUACUAUCUGUACAGAAGAUGUUCAAGAGCUACACGGCACCUGUUUGAUUCUGCAUUGCGGAACUGACUCCAUCAGUUGUACAUACAGUAUAUUUAUACUCUUACACUUUACCUUUUGUAAUGCUUCCUAGUCAUUGUGCAACAUACAUUUGUAAUACACACAGCGUUCAUAACACUUUGUAUCAAGCUCAGGUUUCUAACGGCCACGAUUAUCGAAUGCAAAUGUUAUUUGAUGGUAAUUCUGUGCCUGAUCAACUGGUCAGAAAAGAGUCCACUUUUUAUUUGUAACUUGUUUGUAUUAUAAUUUUUGUUAUUAAAUGAUCCUCACCGGA
This is a messenger RNA of Acanthopagrus latus (yellowfin seabream), 1236 nucleotides long. RefSeq names its product mediator complex subunit 10 (gene med10). Gene Ontology annotation, molecular function: transcription coregulator activity. NCBI's taxonomy places the organism in Eukaryota, Metazoa, Chordata, Actinopteri, Spariformes, Sparidae. The record is from RefSeq and is a predicted model, not a curated record. Gene Ontology annotation, cellular component: mediator complex; chromatin. Gene Ontology annotation, biological process: positive regulation of transcription by RNA polymerase II. Bases 120 to 524 code for a protein of 134 amino acids. The transcript has 4 exons.